GCUGCUGUUUCCUGCUGCCAUUUCCUACGCGGAUCUUCACGGAAAUAUCAUCAACAGUCUGAAGAAGCUGCAGCUCGGAUCCUCAGUCGGUUUGCAACAGGCUGCUUUAAUCCGUCAUUUUAAAAGAGUCACGUGCUGAUGGUGGAUAGCAGGCCGGGUUAAUGAUGCAUGUUUGUGUUCGGUUAUUCCUGUAACACAACCACUGCUACUGGAAGAUCGUUUUUAGAAGACCAAAUCAUCGAUAUGGGGUUUGCUUUUUACAGCUACUGAGCUAUUAACUUUAAGAUUUUAUCAAGGUGAGACAUGGAGACAAUAUGGCUUUAUCAGUUCCGUCUGAUCGUCAUCGGAGACUCUACGGUCGGCAAGUCGUGUCUGAUCCGGAGGUUCACUGAGGGCCGCUUCGCCCAGGUGUCGGACCCUACGGUGGGGGUGGACUUCUUCUCCCGCCUGGUGGAGAUCGAGCCGGGCAAAAGAAUCAAACUGCAGAUCUGGGACACAGCGGGACAGGAGAGGUUCAGGUCCAUCACCAGAGCGUACUACCGUAACUCAGUGGGGGGGCUCUUACUCUUCGACAUCACAAACCGCCGCUCCUUCACCAACGUCCACAACUGGCUGGAGGAGGCCCAGAGCCACGUGCAGCCGCACAACAUAGUCUUCCUGCUGGUCGGGCACAAGUGUGACCUGGAGGCCCAGCGGCAGGUGAGCCUCCAGGAGGCAGAGAAGCUGGCCGGGGCCUUCGGGAUGCGCUACGUGGAGACAUCGGCACGAGAGUCCAUCAACGUGGAGAAGGCGUUUGUGGAUCUGACGAGGGACAUCUUUGCGCUGGUACAGAGCGGGGACAUCAAGAUCCAGGACGGCUGGGAGGGCGUAAAGAGCGGACUUGUUCCCAACACGGUCCACUCCUCCGAGGAGGUCACCAAGGGCAACCGGCAGUGCUUCUGCUGACUCCCCCACUGCAGCAUGGGGGGCUGAUGGGCGGCCAUACUUCAGAGGACUCCUUCUGAAGGAGCUCUCUCUCCAGCCUCGGCUGCACGCAGACCACUUUUUGGAGACUCGUUCUAUUUUCCCCGCUCAGUUACACACCUUAAUUCUAUAAAUAAGACAUUGUUUAAU
Molecule: messenger RNA, 1113 nt
Organism: Trematomus bernacchii (emerald rockcod)
Lineage: Eukaryota; Metazoa; Chordata; Actinopteri; Perciformes; Nototheniidae
Product: ras-related protein Rab-39B-like
Exons: 4
Coding region: 304-945 (213 amino acids)
Biological process (GO): Rab protein signal transduction
Cellular component (GO): Golgi membrane
Molecular function (GO): GTPase activity; GTP binding
Source: RefSeq, a predicted model, not a curated record